Entelurus aequoreus (snake pipefish) is the source of this 6580-nucleotide messenger RNA. RefSeq names its product hemicentin-1-like. The record is from RefSeq and is a predicted model, not a curated record. The transcript is spliced from 18 exons. Lineage: Eukaryota; Metazoa; Chordata; Actinopteri; Syngnathiformes; Syngnathidae. The coding region runs from base 326 to 4381 and encodes 1351 amino acids.
GUGGAUUUAGCAGUGUGGGACUUUGUUUGCCUCCAUGAUGACCUUCAGCCUGCACACGUUAUUGAUCCACUCAAUGUUAAAUGGAGGCCAUUGUGACGUAAACCUGGAAUUUUUCUGGGAAACAUUUGUUCGCCCUGCUUCAGUUUCACAGACGUGUGAAUCACACAAAGCAAACAGGAGAACUUCAUCCAAGAUGGCAAACAAAGAUGAAGACAAGAAGGAACAUAGAAGCCACCUGCAGAUAAGGAGCAGGGCUAUUUGUUAAAGGGGGGUCUUGGCCGUAUAUAACAGUCAAUCAUCAGAGAAGACGUGAAGACACCUCAAAAUGGCAAGGAAAACUGUUGCAACCAAAGCUGCUGUGCUGCUGUUUAUGCUUCAAGUAGGUCUUCUGCUGUCUGCAGCCGUGCAAGUCCUGCCCUCCGCCAACCCAGUUGCAGUCGGGGACACGCUAACGCUUUCCCUCCAUCCAGCCACAGCUCUGAGGGGCGGAAGCUGGGCGGUGGGAUAUUCCCUCAUCCUCACCUGGCUCGGGGAGCAAGAGGCAGUUUUCCCCAACCACAGCGGCAGGGCGUCGGUGGACGUCGUCACGGCGGCCCUCACCCUGACGGCGGUGACCUUGGAGGACUCGGGAGUGUACAUGGUGCAGAGCAGUGAUCCUCCGUUCAGAGCCAACGCCUCCAUCACCGUCUUGGAGCCUGUUUCAAAUGUGACCUUCAGCGUCAAUCAAACGGACCUGUCGGAGUUGUCAACGGUGGUGGUGACGUGCUCCGCCUCCUCAGGCUCAUCACCGUCGUUCCUGUGGCUGAAUGGCAGCUCCGAGGUCGUCGCCAAUGAAAGAGUUGCGCUGACUGAUGGAAAUGCAACGCUCUCGAUCGUUGGCGUUACCCGCCACGACCGUGGACCCUUCAGGUGCUUUGCGUUCAAUCCCGUCAGCAACGGCACCAGCGAUUUUUUAACCUUCACCAUCACCUACGGCCCAGACAACAUGGUCCUCGCCGUCAACGGCAACGCUACUUCCUUUCUGACCGGAUCCAACCUGACCAUGCUCUGCUCGGCUCAGUCCAGUCCUCCUGCUCUGCUGCAGUGGGCUUUCAGGGGCCAACUUCUGAACUCGACGGGUCCUUCGUUGAUGCUGUUUGAUGUCAGCCAGGACCAGAGCGGCCCCUAUGGAUGUCUGGCCUACAACAAUGAGACCAACAGAAGCAGCAACAUCACCAAAGACGUUGUGAUCAGCAAGUCGCACACAUCAGCAUUGAAACAACAUGCCUUUCACGUGUGGCUCCUUCCCAUGAUGCCAUGGCUCGGAUUCCUCCUGGCAAUGCUCGAUGACGUCCACGGCCAGGGUCUAUCCGCCUCUCUGAACCCAAUACCUGUGGGUCAAAAUGUCACAUUUUCCAGCCUAAACGUAGUCAACACAGGUGCAUGGCUCUUCAACAGUGAACUCGUUGUCCUAAUCAUUCUCGGGAAUGGCACCGCCACCCCAAGUUGGACGGGCAGGGUGGCGUUCAAUUCGGCCACCUCAUCUUUGACGAUAGCGUCAGUGACGCUGGAAGACUCUGGAACGUACACGCUACAAGAUGUGACUUCUGGUGCUUCUCAGCUGGUGCUGUCAGUCCAAGUACCGAUCACGGGCGUGAACCUGGCUGCAAACGGUAGCAACCUCGUGGAGUUCAACGACACAGUGGUGCUCACGUGCACCAAUGUCACGGGCACUUCUUUAUCGUUUACGUGGCUAAACGACACCUCCGAGGUGACGGCUGGCGGAAACGUUCAAAUCAGCGCUAACGGCUCCGAGCUGACCAUCGCCCAAGUAACCCGCUACGACCAGGGCCCGUUCGGGUGUACACUGUCCAACGACAUCAGCCACGGAAUCAGUUCACAAGUCCUUUUUAACAUCAGCUACGGUCCGACGAACCCACAAGUGUCAGUAACCCCCUCAAAGUACACCCACAUCACAGGGUCUAACAUCACCCUGUCAUGCUCGGCCGAGUCCAAGCCCACGGCAAUGAUCCAGUGGCUGAUGAACGGGACGAACAUCUCCCACUCUGACCCACAGCUUGUACUCAGCAACGUCACAAAGAACCACUCGGGGGACUACCAGUGUGUCCUCCACAACAGCGUCACAUCGAGGUUCAACAUUGCAAGUGCAAUGAUCAGCAUCAUGGCGCCAAUAACAGCAGUCAUGGUCAACCACACGGGUGUACCGGCAAUCGCCCAGCAGAACUUCGCCCUCCAGUGUCACGUGACCGGCGUGGUUCACCUCAUUCAGUGGUGGAUGAACGGUAACCCGGUGUCUGCUGACAACACCACAGUGUUUGCUAUGGACAACAAGACCUUGACUCUCAACCCCGCCCAGCCCUCGGAUGCUGGGGACUAUCAGUGUCAAGCUUUUAACGCUGUGAGCAACAUGACCAGCAGCCCUUACACUGUGGAGGUCUACUACGGCCCGUACACGCCAGUGAUCACGGCGCCCACCAUGGGCCUGACCGGGACACCGGUGAUGCUCAAUUGCUCCAGCAGCUCCCACCCUCCGAGCCAGCACACCUGGUACUUCAACAACACCGUGCUGGCCAACACCUCCGUAUAUCACACCGGACCGCUGGUCUUGAACAUGAGCGGGACGUACACCUGCAAGGCCUUCAACAACAUCACAGGGAAAAACAGCACGGCGAACCACACGCUCACUGUUCUGACUCCGGUGACAAUGACCUCCGUAAACCAUGUGAAGUCUUAUCCCAUCUUGGACCACAAUUUCACGCUGACCUGUGACACAACUGGCGACGUGUACUCCAUCACCUGGAUGCACAACGACACCCUGGUGGAGUCUGACGCCGCAAGGAACUUCUCCAUGAACAACGCCACCCUCACCUUUGACCCCGUGCUGAUGUACCACGGCGGGAAUUACAGCUGUUACGCUUCCAACCCACUCAGCAGCUUAGCCAGUGAUAAUUUCACCCUGGCUGUCGUAUAUGGACCAGCAGUGCCAACCGUCACGGCACACACUGCGGCGCUGGUGGGAAGCAGCGUGGCGCUCAGCUGUAACGCCUCGUCACACCCGCCCAGUCAGUACAUGUGGUACUUUAACAGCACGGUGGUGGCCAACAGCUCCGUGUACCACACACUUCCUCUUAGCACCAACAUGAGCGGCACGUACACCUGCAAGGCACACAACGCCAUCACUGGCUACAACACCACCGCCUCCACCACAAUUACAGUUUUGGACGAAAUAAAAGAGGCGAACAUAACGGUGCCCAUGAGCGCUGCCAUAGAAGGUUAUCCAACUACGUUGACGUGCAAUGUGUCCGGACCCCCUGAGCAAGUGCUCUGGAUGAAAGAUGGAGUCCCCCUGAUGGCGGACAACAGAACCACGCUGUCCAUGGAUAACGUCACCGUCACCUUCAACCCUCUGUCCCGCAACGAUACUGGAAUGUACCACUGUUAUGCUAUCAAUCCCCUUCAAAAUGUGUCAAGCCCUUCUCAUAUGCUCCUUGUAAACUUUGGACCGGAAACUCUAAUGGUUUAUGGGCCAGUGUUGGCCGUGGAGGGACAAUCUGUAAACUUCUCCUGCUCCGCCGUGUCGGUGCCCGCCAGCCACUUCUACUGGUUGCACAAUGGCUCCAUUGUGGCCAAUAGCUCCAUGUUUGUGUCAAGUUCUCUAUCUUUGAAUAUGAGUGGAAAUUACACCUGCAAGGCCCAAAACCCGGUGUCGAAAAUGAACAGCACAAAGUCCCUGACGCUCACGGUCAAAGAGGACAUCAAGUCGGUGAUGGUGAUGAACGACACGAUUCCCAUCGACGGCAACAACUUCACGCUCACCUGCGUAGUGGACGGGCAUUACGACUCGAUACAGUGGAAGAAGAACGACACGUACGUCGGAAUGAACAUGUCCACCGCCAACCACACUUACCACCACGUGGUGGACAACAGGUUUUUCUUCACCCCGUUGAGGCCCUACGACGACGGCGAGUACAAGUGUGUCGCCAGCAACCUGGUUGGUCCUCACAAAAGUCCGCCGUACGAGCUCCUGGUGAACUACGGUCCUCUCAGCGUGAAUAUCUCAGAUCCAGAAUUCGACAAAGAAAAGCUCACCAUCACCAUGAAUUGCGAAGCCGAUUCGCGGCCAGAACCCGAUAUAAAGUGGUUCCUAAACGACAAACCGUCGUCAGAAAUCGGCAUCGGCAACAUCCUCCAAAUCUCGUUGUCUUUGCUAGUAGAGACCAACUACUCGUGCAGGGCUAGGAACCCUGUGACCAACAUCACCAUGUCCCAGACUAAGACUUUAAGCCUCAUUGGUUCCGCCUCCGCCCUUCCUUCCCCAUCCCAAAGAGGCCUUUUUAUCGCGAGUGUUUUUAUCCUCUCUGUCCCGGUUCUCUUCCACUGAAUCCAAGGACACAAGCUGAAAUCGUUUUGAACUUUGUAGUAACAAGAUGAAAAAGUUGUCCACCAAAAAGUUGCACAAUUUGAAGUUCAACAGAAAACUGGGGGGGGGGGAAAUGCCAUAAAGAUAGAACAAUAUUUAGAGUAGUGGUGGCAAAGAGGUUAAGUGUGAUGAUAACCGUAGAACUGGAAAGGUUUUGUUACAUAGGAAAAGGUCAGAAUACUCACUACUACUAUUUGCAAUACAGCUUAUUGUGUAACCAAUCAGAACGUAAAUUCACUACACAAGUGGUUCUCAAACUUAUGUAAAGUACCACCUCAGAAAAAACUUGGCUCUCCAAGUACCAUUAUGAUGAGCGACAUUAAAAUACAGUAGCGUAGUAGGCCAAAGUAUUCAUUAGAGAUGUCCGAUAAUAUAAAUGCGUUAAAAUGUAAUAUCGGAAAUUAUCGGUAUCGGUUUUUUUAUUAUCAGUAUCGGGUUUUUUUUUUUUUUUAUUAAAUCCACAUAAAAAACACAAGAUACACUUACAAUUAGUGCACCAACCCAAAAAACCUCCCUCCCCCAUUCACACUCAUUCACACAAAAGGGUUGUUUCUUUCUGUUAUUAAUAUUCUGCUUCCUACAUUAUAUAUCAAUACAGUCUGCAAGGGAUACAGUCCGUAAGCACACAUGAUUGUGCGUGCUGCUGGUCCACUAAUAAUACUAACCUUUAACAGUUAAUUUUUACAAAUUUUCAUUAAUUACUAGUUUCUAUGUAACUGUUUUUUUUAUUCAAGAAAAUGUUUUUAAUUUAUUUAUCUUAUUUUAUUUGAUUCAUUUUUUUAAAAAGUACCUUAUCUUCACCAUACCUGGUUGUCCAAAUUAGGCAUAAUAAUGUGUUAAUUCCACGACUGUAUAUAUCGGUUGAUAUCGGUAUCGGUUGAUAUCGGUAUCGGUAAUUAAAGAGUUGGACAAUAUCGGCAUAUCGGAUAUCGGCAAAAAGCCAUUAUCGGACAUCCCUAGUAUUCAUUAAAAAACAAUUUAACAAGUAUAUUUAAUAUUUUGGCCACUGUAACAUUACACAGUGUUUGGAAACUAACAGUGUUUGAAUUGAGGAAAAUAAAACACUGUACUUUAUUCAAGUGUUUCUUUGGCGUACCACUAGUGGUAAACGUACCAGUUUGAGAAUCACUGCACAACAUAGCACUUAUUAAUUCAAUACCAGUAGGGCAUCUAGGGGACAUCUGUUACUUCUCCAUUCUCUGUCAAGUGUCUUCGACGGGUGAGUAAUUUUGCUUUAUUUAGUUUUGUUCUUCUGUGGUCCAUUUCUCUUAAAGACAAAUAUAACAGUUGAUUGUGUUAACAUGUUGCUUCAAACAUGAGUUAAUUCACUUUGUAUCGUUCCCUAAUGGGGGGAAAAAUGUUUUAAAAUAAGAACCAGUAUCAAGUGUUCGAUUUUGGAGGUUCUGUUGUGUUUCGUAAGUUAUGUUUUGAUUGGAAAGUCAACGCGUUGACGUAAGCAACGAUUGAAUUCUUACUUUUUGGAAUUUUAAUCAACAUCGCAAGGGUGACAUGUAGUGGCAAUCGUUUUUGGCAACGCGGCACUUUUCCACCUUUGGAAGUAAUAUCCGAUAUUUUGCGUUUUUUGUUUAUUUCCUGAUGCGAUACUUUUGCAGGGUUUCUGUGUGGAAGAGGCAAUAAUAAUAAAAAUAAAAAUAUAUAUCUAUGGUUUUGGCACUUAUACACACAAUUAUAUAUUCUAUUACUUGCACUUUUAUUUCUCAGUCAUUUAUCCACCCAACCAUUUUCUACAGCAGUGGUCCCCAACCACCGGUCGCAUUUGCUACCGGGCCGCACAGAGACAUUAAAUAACUUAUAACCGACCACAAUUUCUCCUACUCAACUUUUGCCAGUCCCACCAGACCAGGGGUCACCAACCUUUUUGAAACCAAGAGCUACUUCUUGGGUAGUGAUUAAUGCGAAGGGCUACCAGUUUGAUACACACUUCAAUAAAUUGCCGGAAAUAGCCAAUUUGCUCAAUUUACCUUUAACUCUAUGUUAUUAUUAAUAAUUAAUGAUAUUUACACUUAAUUGAACGGUUUAAAAGAGGAGAAAACAUGAAAAAAAUGAAAAUUAAAUUUUGAAACAGUCUAUCUUCAAUUUCGACUCUUUAAAAUUCAAAAUUCAACCGAAAAAAAGAAGACAAAAACUAGCUAAUUUGAA